UAGCUAUGGCCGCGUAUGCCACACGCACACUACGCUCGCAAAUUCUACCAUCUGCUCCACCGGCCCCACCUAAUAAAUCCGAGUAGAUGCUGGAUUAUCAACACAUUCCUAUCAGUGUUCCUCUCAGAUUUUAUAAUGAAGGUCAACUCAAAGAUUUCUUUUGAUCCCACUGCACUCGAGAAAGUUUACAUCAAUUUGCGCAGCUUGGAGUGCUCGGUUGGCCUUCUAACAAACGCACUCAACAGCCAAAGCCUGCCAGAAUUACUCCAAUGGACACUGAAAGCAAUCACCCUCACCGAUCUAACGACACUCGGCGGUGACGACACCCAAGCCAACGUGGAAAGAUUGUGCUUCCGGGCCGCAUAUCCUCUUCCGGGACGACAAGUUGAUGCUGAGCUGUUCGGAAAAAUACACACAGCUGCGGUUUGUGUGUAUCCAAGUCGCGUGGCAGAUGCCUUCAUGUCGCUGAGAGCUUUACACAGAGUGGACAGUAUUCAGAUUGCUGCAGUUGCAACCGGUUUUCCGUCCGGCCAGUACCCACUGAGUACUCGUUUACUCGAGAUUGGGUAUGCCAUCGAAGAGGGUGCAACCGAAAUCGAUGUUGUGGUGAACAGAAGUUUAGUGUUGAACAACAAAUGGGAGCAGCUGUAUGAUGAGAUAGCACAAAUGCGAGACGCGUGUGGGGACAAAGCUCAUCUGAAGACCAUUCUGGGCAUUGGGGAGUGUGGAACGAUGGUCAACGUUUACAAGGCAUCGAUGGUGGCAAUGAUGGCUGGGUCAGAUUUUAUUAAGACGUCGACCGGAAAAGAAGCGGUUAACGCUACCUUGCCAGUAGGUUUGGUCAUGAUUCGCGCUAUUCAAGAAUUCCACCGGCUCACACGAAAGAAAAUUGGUCUGAAACCGGCUGGAGGUGUUCGCACUGUUAAGGAUUCUAUAGCAUGGAUGCUUAUGGUUAGGGAAACUCUGGGUGAUGAGUGGCUAAACCCCACAUUAUUCCGCUUCGGAGCGUCCGGUCUGCUUGAUGAUCUAGAAAAGCAAUACUAUCAAAUAACAGCUAAACUACAGGAAAAGAAACAUACUGUUUGAUUUGUUGUGUUUUAUUUUAUUGAAAUUUAUAUAAUAGAAAACAAUAAAUAUCUACAACGAA
This is a messenger RNA of Toxorhynchites rutilus septentrionalis, 1147 nucleotides long. It is a transcript of the gene Dera, whose product is annotated as deoxyribose-phosphate aldolase. Gene Ontology annotation, molecular function: deoxyribose-phosphate aldolase activity. Gene Ontology annotation, cellular component: cytoplasm. The transcript has 5 exons. The record is from RefSeq and is a predicted model, not a curated record. The coding region runs from base 16 to 1086 and encodes 356 amino acids. Lineage: Eukaryota; Metazoa; Arthropoda; Insecta; Diptera; Culicidae. Gene Ontology annotation, biological process: carbohydrate catabolic process; deoxyribonucleotide catabolic process.